AUGUGCGAGUGGGAUUCGGGUAGAGUGGUUUAUGCUCGUAUUCUCAUUGAGAUGUUGGCUAAAGAUCCCAGGGAAAAAGAAAGAAAAAUCAAAGCGUUCAUGGAUAACGGUGCAACCUCUACUUCACUCCGAGUGGAGAGAACUAGAGCUAUUCCUUUCACUAAAAAGAAGGUUCAAGUCGACAACUGUAAAGGAAAAGGGGUCGGUUUAAAGAUUACUCAAGUCUACGAGCGAAUCAUUCAUGAUCUAAAGAAGAAGAAUGUGUCGACCAACAUGUUGGAUUCUCUUUUGCAUCAAAGAGUUGACGAUACAGAAGAUGAUUCUAGUAUCCCCCUAUCAUCCACUCUAGAGAUAUCCUCCCAACUUCCGACGCACAACCGAGCUCCUCUCACGGUGGCCAUAUCUCUACUCCAGUUGAUCAGUGUUGAUGAUUUUAGGUCUUAG
Molecule: messenger RNA, 444 nt
Organism: Lactuca virosa
Lineage: Eukaryota; Viridiplantae; Streptophyta; Magnoliopsida; Asterales; Asteraceae
Source: the annotation of a GenBank genome assembly